Molecule: messenger RNA, 1180 nt
Organism: Salvia hispanica
Lineage: Eukaryota; Viridiplantae; Streptophyta; Magnoliopsida; Lamiales; Lamiaceae
Product: PHD finger protein ALFIN-LIKE 4-like
Biological process (GO): regulation of DNA-templated transcription
Cellular component (GO): nucleus
Molecular function (GO): transcription cis-regulatory region binding; histone binding; transcription coregulator activity
Source: RefSeq, a predicted model, not a curated record
CUCAUAUAAUUUCUCCCUCUCUUUCUCUCUCCCAAAUUCUUCUCCAAUUUAUUAUCCCCUUCCCCAUAAACCCCACGCACCCAUUUUUUUGCCGCGUUUGAGCUCCAGAAAUCGAUGGAGGCAGCAGGCUACACCUCUCGCACCGUUGAAGAAGUUUUUAAGGAUUUCAAGGGCAGAAGAGCUGGAAUUGUCAAAGCUCUCACUUCAGAUGUUGAAGAGUUUUAUCAGCAGUGCGAUCCUGAAAAGGAGAAUUUGUGCUUGUACGGGUUUCCUAGUGAGCAAUGGGAGGUUCAUUUACCUGCUGAAGAAGUACCACCAGAACUCCCUGAGCCUGCUUUAGGAAUCAACUUCGCUAGGGAUGGGAUGCCGGAAAAGGACUGGUUAUCUCUAGUUGCUGUCCACAGUGACGCUUGGUUGCUUGCUGUUUCCUUCUACUUUGGGGCUAGGUUUGGAUUCGAUAAAGCCGACAGGAAGCGGCUCUUUAACUUGAUCAACGAUCUACCAACUGUGUUUGAAAUUGUGACUGGUGCUGUCAAAAAACAGCAUAAGGAGAAAUCUUCAAUGUCAAAUCAGAAUGGCAACAAGUCAAAGUCGAACUCCAAAUCACGGGCUGAAACUCCUGGAAGGUUUUCAAGGCCACAGCCGCAGCCAUAUGAUGAAGACUACGGCUUACAAUACGAGGAAGAUGAGGAUGAGCAUGGGGAGACGUUAUGUGGUGCCUGUGGUGAGAACUAUGCAUCGGAUGAAUUCUGGAUUUGCUGUGACAUAUGUGAGAAGUGGUUCCAUGGAAAAUGCGUGAAGAUCACCCCUGCUAGAGCUGAGCAUAUCAAGCAGUACAAGUGCCCCACAUGCAGCAACAAGAGAGCUCGCCCUUAGUCUAUAGAUCGCUACCUUUUAGCUUCUGUACUUUCUGGAAAACUACAUUUGCAUCGGUCGAUCAGACUCAUCCUUGUUCUAAGCACCAAAGCCUAACCUGUGAAUGCGUGCUUUUCUGAUUCGGGGAUCUCGUUGUUUUUGGUACAGUAUUAUUGUUUCUGGCAGUGUUAGAAGUAGUCCCAUGGCUGCCUGCAACUUAUGUUCUUUUUAAAUAGGAUUUCAUGUCUUCAAUGAUCCUGUGAAAAAGCUAUUGUUUGUGUUCGUUUCAUAUGCUGCAUAAUCGAUAUGGCAUGAUUGAGCUUUG